UACCACCACCUCUGCUCUUACCUCUCACUCUAAAACCCUAAAGGUCUCUUUUUUAUUAGGGUUAGGGUUUUGCAGCUCUUCGCAGCCUUCUUCAGAACCCUAGAAGAAAGAUCAGCUCGUUAUCGGUCAAAUGGGAAAGUCCAGCAAGAAAUCGACCCCCAAAGUUGAUGCAACUCCCGUUGUUACUCCACCAUCCAAACCUACCAAAAAAGGUAAGAGGCAAGCUGAAGAUUCGAUAGAGAAGGUGGUGAGCGCGAAGAAGCAGAAAAAAGGUAAUGGGGUGGAGCAGGUCGUACAGAAGCAGAAGGUCGAAGUGAAAAAACAACAGAAGGUGGAGACGAAGAAGAAGAAGAAAGAGGAGACUAGUAGCUCAGAGGACUUGACUUCAUCCGAUUCUGAUGAAGAGCCAAAGGCUACAACAGCCUCUAAGAAGGGAGCGAUUGCGGCAAAACCACCUGCUAAAGUAACUGUUGAGGAAUCUUCAUCUGAUGAGGAAUCUUCAUCUGACGAGGAGCCUGAUUCUAAAGUUGCUGUUCCUUCAAAGAAAAAACCUAUAUCUGCUUCUAAGAACGGCACUGCCGCUGGCCCAGUGGCUGCUGCAAAGAAGGUGAGUGACAGUUCAAGCUCUGACAGCAGUGAUGAUUCAGACUCGGAUGAAGAAAUCAAAGAAGCUAAUAAGGUGAGCUCCCAACCAAAGAAAUUACCAGCCACUGCCAAGGCUGCUAAGAAUGGCUCUGUCGUGGCUCCCAAGAAGAAAGAAGAGUCAAGUGAUAGUUCUGAUUCAGAUAGUAGUUCAGAUGAGGAGGAUGAGAAGGCUUCAAAGGUUGCUUCUCAAGCUAAGAAGUUGCCACCUUCCAGCCAAAAGAAUGUUCCAGUGGCGGCUCCUAAGAAAGCUGAGUCAAGUGAUAGCUCUGAUGAGAGUGAUUCUGAUGAAGAGGAACCAACUGCUGCAAAGAAUGUAGCUGCUGCAGCACCUAAAAAGAAAGUACAGUCUAGUGAUAGUUCUUCUGAGACCUCUUCAGAGGAAGAAGAGGAACCACAGAAAAAACCAGCACCUAAAGAAGAUAGCAGUGAAGAUGAUAGUUCUGAUGAAAGUGAUGAAGAGCCUCAAAAGAAAAAGUUGAAAGUUCCGGCUUCAGUUCCUUCUAAUGCUGGAAAAUCAAGCAGUAGCGAAGAGGAAAGCUCUGAUUCAGAAGAUGAGCCCUCAAAGAUACCAUUGCCAAAGAAGCAGGCUACUCAAGUGUCAAAGAAAAGCAGCGGUCCUGAGGAGGAUUCCUCAGAGGAGGAUUCAUCUGAGGAAGAAAGCGAUGAGGGAGAGCCUUCCAAGACCCCAAAGAAGAAUGGCACUGAUGUGGAAAUGGUAGAUGCUGAAACACCUGCUAAGCAGACUGAUUCAAAAUCUGGGAAGAAAGCUCCCAAAACCCCUGCCACUCCUCAAGUGGAGAGCACUGGAAGCAAGACACUGUUUGUUGGCAAUCUAUCUUUUAGUGUUCAAAAAGAGGAUGUGGAGCAUUUCUUUAAAGAUGCCGGUGAAGUUGUUGAUGUCCGUUUCUCCUCAGAUGCAGACGGGAGGUUCAAGGGCUUUGGUCAUGUUGAGUUUGCUACUCCAGAAGCAGCACAGAAGGCUCUCAAAAUGAAUGGUAAAGACUUGUUGGGUCGUGCUGUCAGACUUGAUUUGGCCCGUGAAAGGGGCGCAUAUACUCCAUAUAGCGGAAAAGAAAGCAAUUCAUUCCAAAAGGGAGGGAGUCAGGCACAGACGAUAUUUGUUCGGGGCUUUGAUAAAAGCGGCGAUGAGGACCAGGUUAGGAGCACCCUGGAAGAGUAUUUUGGGUCUUGUGGGGAUAUUUCAAGGAUUUCAAUCCCUAAAGAUUAUGAAUCUGGUUCUGUUAAGGGGAUUGCUUACAUGGACUUCACAGAUGGUGACAGCUUCAACAAAGCUCUUGAACUCAAUGGAACAGAACUGGGAGGUUAUACCUUGAAUGUUGAAGAGGCAAAGCCCAGAGGUGAUAGCCGUGAUGGUGGUGGCAGAAGUGGUGGAAGGAGUGGUGGUAGAGAUGGUGGUCGGUUUGGAGGUAGACGUGGAGGUGGACGAGGUGGUGGUGGGGACCGUUUUGGUGGUGGUGGUGGGGGCCGUUUUAGUGGUGGUGGGGGCCGUUUUGGCGGUGGUGGCAGAGGACGUGGAGGUUUUAAUAAACCAAACAUGGGUGCUGCUGGCACAGGUAAGAAGACAACUUUCAAUGAUGAGUAAGGCCUUAAGGGGGGAUUUUGGAGAUACAGAGUGCCGCCUCCUUCUAUCUUCAUAUAGUAGUAUCAUUUUUGUUUGUUGACAAUUUUUGUAAGAUUUUGGUAUUUGGUUUUAACUCUUUAAGAGGUGUUACUUUUGGCUUAUUACCCCUCUGUGAAGUAGGCAUUUGUUUCGUGGAAUUACUGCAUGACAUCUAUAGGUCACUGAGCAUUACAAUUUUAUUUUUUUCUGGCAAUAAUAUUUGCUACUUUAUUUUUCUA
Vitis riparia (riverbank grape) is the source of this 2505-nucleotide messenger RNA. Its product is annotated as nucleolin 2. The transcript is spliced from 19 exons. Gene Ontology annotation, molecular function: RNA binding. NCBI's taxonomy places the organism in Eukaryota, Viridiplantae, Streptophyta, Magnoliopsida, Vitales, Vitaceae. The coding region runs from base 131 to 2248 and encodes 705 amino acids. The record is from RefSeq and is a predicted model, not a curated record.